Molecule: messenger RNA, 1513 nt
Organism: Pelmatolapia mariae (spotted tilapia)
Lineage: Eukaryota; Metazoa; Chordata; Actinopteri; Cichliformes; Cichlidae
Gene: atp6v0b
Product: ATPase H+ transporting V0 subunit b
Exons: 8
Coding region: 198-833 (211 amino acids)
Biological process (GO): proton transmembrane transport
Cellular component (GO): proton-transporting V-type ATPase, V0 domain; membrane
Molecular function (GO): proton-transporting ATPase activity, rotational mechanism
Source: RefSeq, a predicted model, not a curated record
UUCCUUCCUGGGUCACAUGCUAGUCGAGCCGGAUCAGCUGACAUCACCCAGCUUCUCUUUUUGAUUCUCUUCUUCCUCCAUCGACUGAUAGCGCUUCGUAAAUCUGCAUUAUAUCGCUACCUGGGCUGUACUGGCAUCAGAUUUGAAAUUUGGGCCAAGUAUAUCUUGCUGAUCCAGCAGGUUAACCCGGUGGGUAGAUGCUACUAGAGUGGAUGAUGAACGGACACGCCAUUCUUUACACGGGGGUCACUUUGGCCUUCUGGAGCACCAUACUAAUCGUUGGGAUCUGCUACACUAUUUUUGACCUGGGAUUCCGCUUUGAUGUGGCAUGGUUCCUGACAGAGACUUCUCCUUUCAUGUGGGCCAAUCUGGGCAUUGGUUUGGCCAUCUCGUUGUCUGUGGUGGGAGCUGCCUGGGGGAUCUACGUCACUGGCUCUAGCAUUAUUGGUGGUGGUGUCAAGGCUCCACGAAUCAAAACCAAAAAUUUGGUCAGCAUUAUCUUCUGUGAAGCUGUUGCAAUCUAUGGAAUCAUCAUGGCUAUUGUCAUCAGCAAUAUGGCCGAGAACUUCAGUGGAACGACUCCUGAGACUAUUGGGGCACGAAACUACCAAGCUGGUUACUCCAUGUUUGGAGCUGGUCUGACUGUGGGCUUUUCCAACCUCUUCUGUGGCAUCUGUGUCGGCAUCGUGGGCAGCGGAGCCGCUUUGGCAGAUGCCCAGAACGCCAGCCUCUUCGUGAAGAUCCUCAUUGUGGAAAUCUUUGGAAGUGCCAUCGGCCUGUUUGGUGUCAUUGUAGCUAUUCUGCAGACGUCGAAAGUAAAGAUGGGUGACUAGAAUGUGCAUUCAAAUGCUGAGAAGACAGACACACUGCUGGAACAAAACAAAAAAAAGAUCGAUUAUUGUGUAAAUACAUCGUAAAUUAUUUAAAUGUCUCUAUUUGCCUGAUAUUUUUUUUUUUUAACUAUCAUCCAUACAAGAGUUGGUACAUCCAUGCCCUGCUCUUAAUUCUUAAGGGAAGAAUGAAAGUUGAAGAAAACAGCAUAUUUUGCAUUUCAUACCUUUAAAAAAAAAAAAAAUCAAUAUAUGACAUAAAUGAGUGAACUCUGUGAUGAUUUAGCCUGAUGAGCAGUAGAAGUAAACGGGGCAGUCUGAAGAGCGGCUAGAUGGAUUCACUCUGCAUUUAAGGAGAGGUUUACACCGAUAACUGUUUAAUUUGCAUCAUUUUUAUCUGACCGCUCUUGUUGAAUGGUAGUUAAAAAUUAGACUGGAGUAUUUGAAAAAAUUUGUGUGUGUGUGUGUGUGUGUGUGUGUGUGUGUGCGCGCGCAGGACAUGUGAUCUUUUUUUCCUGUGAAGCAUGAGGAUGUUUGUCAUUGUGUUUGUAGCCUGGUCUGUCAGAUCUGUUUCUUUUUUUUUUUUUUUAAUCUGUUCUUUGCUGAUAGGCUGAUGGUCCUAACCCACACAGCAGCCAUAAUACAGUAUUUAUCAGGCUUCCUGAUCACUAAGGUUAGGUGGC